Messenger RNA from Elgaria multicarinata webbii, 4548 nucleotides. RefSeq names its product ribosomal protein S6 kinase A5 (gene RPS6KA5). Gene Ontology annotation, biological process: intracellular signal transduction; peptidyl-serine phosphorylation; regulation of DNA-templated transcription. Gene Ontology annotation, molecular function: protein serine/threonine kinase activity; magnesium ion binding; ATP binding. The transcript is spliced from 17 exons. Bases 129 to 2501 code for a protein of 790 amino acids. The record is from RefSeq and is a predicted model, not a curated record. NCBI's taxonomy places the organism in Eukaryota, Metazoa, Chordata, Lepidosauria, Squamata, Anguidae.
AAUACGUUUCUUAAGAAAUAAAAUCGCCCUCUUAUUUGGGCGGCGGUGACAGGAAGCCUCUGUGUCCCUCACCCCUUGGCGCUGCGGGGAGGGGGGCGAAGAGGAGUGAGGGGAGGUCCUGUGAGGAAAUGGAGGGACCCUCCGAGCGCUCCGCGGAAGAACGGGAGCUGUCUCUCUUCACCGUCAAGCACGAGCUGAAGAACGCAAACUUGACAGGCCAUUUAGAGAAGGUGGGCAUUGAGAACUUUGAACUUCUGAAAGUUCUUGGGACAGGAGCCUAUGGAAAGGUAUUUCUGGUGAGGAAAAUAAGUGGCCAUGAUGCUGGCAAGUUGUAUGCCAUGAAGGUAUUGAAAAAAGCAACAAUAAUUCAAAAAGCCAAAACAACUGAACAUACAAAGACUGAACGACAAGUACUGGAACACAUUCGACAGUCUCCAUUUUUGGUCACUUUGCAUUAUGCUUUCCAGACAGACACAAAGCUUCAUCUCAUUUUGGAUUACAUAAAUGGAGGAGAACUUUUUACUCACCUUUCACAAAGAGAAAGAUUCACUGAAGACGAGGUACGAAUAUACACUGGGGAGAUUGUAUUGGCACUUGAACACCUACACAAGUUGGGAAUUAUUUAUCGUGACAUAAAACUUGAGAACAUUCUUCUUGAUUCUGAUGGCCAUGUGGUGCUGACUGACUUUGGCUUGAGUAAGGAAUUUGUUAGUGAUGAAAAUGAGAGAGCAUAUUCUUUUUGUGGCACUAUAGAAUACAUGGCUCCGGAUAUUGUCAAAGGAGGAGAGAUGGGACAUGAUAAAGCUGUUGAUUGGUGGAGUCUAGGUGUUCUUAUGUAUGAAUUAUUAACUGGAGCAUCACCUUUUACAGUUGAUGGGGAGAGAAAUUCACAAACUGAGAUAUCUAGGAGAAUAUUAAAAAGUGAACCUCCUUAUCCCCAAGAAAUGACUGCUUUAGCUAAAGAUAUAAUUCAGUCUCUUCUGAUGAAAGAUCCAAAGAAAAGGCUGGGCUGUGGUUCGAGUGGUGCUGAUGAGAUCAAACAACAUCCCUUCUUUCAGAAAAUAAAUUGGAAUGACUUGGCAGCCAAAAAAGUGUCGGCUCCAUUUAAACCAGUAAUUCGUGAUGAAUUGGAUGUCAGUAACUUUGCAGAGGAGUUUACAGAGAUGGACCCAACAUAUUCUCCAGCAACCACUCCACAAGCUGCAGACAAGCUUUUCCAGGGAUAUUCCUUUGUUGCUCCUUCUAUUUUAUUUAAACGGAAUGCAGCCACUAUAGAUCCUGUUCACUUCCUGGCAGAAAUUGACCGACCUGGAGUUACAAGUAUUGCCAGAAGUGUUAUGAUGAAGGACUCUCCAUUUUAUCUUCACUAUGAGCUCGACCUGAAAGAAAAACCACUGGGAGAAGGAAGUUUUUCUAUCUGUCGAAAAUGCUUACACAAGAAAACUAGCCAAGAAUAUGCAGUAAAAAUAAUUAGUAAAAGGCUAGAAGCCAACACUCAGAGAGAAAUAACAGCUUUAAAACUCUGUGAAGGACAUCCUAAUGUUGUGAAGCUGCAUGAAGUUUUUCAUGAUCAGCUCCACACAUUUCUCGUACUGGAACUGCUGAAAGGGGGAGAAUUACUUGAACGCAUCCAGCAAAAGAAACACUUCAGUGAAACUGAAGCUAGUUAUAUCAUGCGCAGACUUGUUUCAGCCGUGAGCCAUAUGCAUGAUGUAGGAGUAGUCCACAGAGACUUAAAACCUGAGAACUUAUUAUUCACAGAUGAAAGUGAUAAUUCAGAAAUAAAAAUAAUUGAUUUUGGAUUUGCCCGUUUAAAACCACCUGACAAUCAGCCUCUUAAGACACCAUGUUUUACCCUUCAUUAUGCUGCUCCAGAGCUCUUAAAUCAUAAUGGUUAUGAUGAAUCAUGUGAUCUCUGGAGUUUGGGAGUCAUUUUGUAUACAAUGCUCUCAGGACAAGUACCCUUCCAAUCACAAAAUAAAAAUAUAACGUGCACAAACGCAUUGGAAAUUAUGAAGAAAAUUAAAAGAGGGGAGUUUUCUUUUGAAGGAGAUGCUUGGAAGAAUGUUUCUCAGGAAGCCAAAGAUUUGAUACAAGGACUUCUUACAGUGGAUCCAAAUAAGAGAAUUAAAAUGACCAGUUUGAGAUACAAUGAAUGGCUUCAAGAUGGUAGCCAACUGUCAUCCAACCCGUUAAUGACUCCAGACAAUUUAGGAUCUUCAGGAACUGCUGUACACACCUAUGUCAAAGCAACCUUUAACGCCUUUAACAAGUACAAAAGGGAAGGUUUUUGCCUUCAGAACGUUGACAAGGCACCACUUGCAAAAAGAAGGAAGAUGAAAAAGACAAGCACAAGUACAGAGACUCGCAGCAGUUCCAGUGAAAGUUCUCAUUCUUCCUCCUCUCAUUCUCAUGGUAAAACUACCCCUACAAAGACAUUGCAGCCAACAAAUCCCACAGACAGCAAUAAUCCAGAAAGCAUCUUCCAGUUCUCUGACUGAAAAAUUAGAGACAUUUGCUCUGGAAAAGAAUAAUUAAAUUGUUAUAAACCUGCUUACAUAUGUGUUCCUUUGAACACAAUAAUGUUUAUUCCUUUUAAUAACUCCUGUUUUGGCAUACAUUAUUACAAAUUUCCCUUUCUAAUUUUCCACUGUGGCUAUAGCCAGAAUCAAAAUUCAAAAAUAUGAGUUCAGAAACCAUUUUUGUGGAAAGAAUUUUGGUAAAUCAUCCCUAAACCUUUAUUUUAAGCUGUUAAUAAACAAAGGCCAUAGUCUAAUGAGGUAAUGCUGCACAUGCAAGAACUUGGCCAAUAAAUAAAUCCUACAAGUCCCCAGAACUCCAUUUACUAGCAAUGACAGCCCUGGGUGCAUGCAAACUUCUUAUUGAUGUUUGCUUUUCUUUGGAAAUGUCUAGACAUUAGAAGGAUGAGAAAAUGAGGUGACCAGUGUUGAAACACUGGGCAGGAUCGAAAAUAUCUACAUCCACAUAUGCAGAAGCCAUUUUCCAUGUGCAGGAAGCCUUGCACAAGGAAAAUCAAGCCACAUCCAAAGAUCUUCAGCAUGUGAAAUGGAUGCGCCAGCCCUUGUUCAAGACUUAUGCAACAAUUUAACUAGUGCAAGGGCUUGGUGAGUAGUAUGCAGAAUUGUAUGAUUUCAUCUUCUACUCUUUUGGCUAUUGCCCUUUUUUUAGUUUGGAAGACUCUUGGUUUUUUUUAAUAGCUUCAUAAAAUUGAAUGCUUGCCCUUAAGCAUUCAGUACUAAAAAAGUGUAAAAGUUUUCUGAAAAAAGAUAUAUUUAUCUUAAUAUAUUUAUGCCUAGGUUUUAAAAAUAAAAAAUAGUUUCUCUUAAGUGAGAAUUCUAUCUUCCUGUUACCAUGUGGGUCCAAAAGCUAAGCAUGCUGCGAUAUAUAAUAAAUUUGAUAAUUUGCUAUCUAGUUGUAGCGUAAAAGCAUUUGCAUGGUUUGGUGCAUUUAUAAUUGCAUUUGAUGAGUAACUGAAUAAUGCAAUGAGUGCUUCUCAGAGAUGCUGUGUAACUUUCUGUAGUAACUUCAGUAAGAAUUGAAAGCUUAUUGCACCAUUCAGCUGUUCAAUAUUAAACUUUCGUUUUCUUGCCAUUGUUUUCAUACCUAUGCGCAAUACUCUUCAGAUUUCUCCCCAUGUCACAUUGGGGUAGUUUAACUAUAAACCAUUUAUGCACUGAGAAAACUAAAGGGAUGUUUUAUCAAACACUGUGCUUCACAUCUAUACACUGUGUUUUACUACAGUUAGUUAUUUCCUGCUGUAGUUGUAUUAUAUAUGGGAUAAUAAAUGUGACUCUUACUGAUGCAAUUUAAAUGGUAAUAUCUUACAUUGUAAAGCAUAAUUUAUCAACAAAUGCAGAUCACUUCUGCAGCUCAUGUGCUCCAGUCGUGCAAAAAGUCAUUGAAUAGUCCUGUUGUGAAUUCAAUGAGGCAAUUUGUGUAAAGUUUAGCUCAUACAUAGAAGUUUGCAUGAUCAGAGUCCAACUAGCAGGUUUUAAGAUUACCUUGCUGCAUUGUAGAAUAAACUAAACCCAAAUCCUAUGCAAAAAAGAAAAGAAAAUAGGAACUGUUUUUCUAUAUAUGGCUUGUUUACAUUAUUGCAUCUAUUGUCAGUGUUUGAGAAAUCUAGUGCAGAUUUGUCUAUGGAAACUGAAUGAACAAAAUUCUGGAAAGAGCAUGUUUCUAUGUAUUGACAUUUUCAGCAGGAUCGAGAUAACAAGUAGCCUAGGAAGUAUUUUUGGUCUGACUUACUAGUUCUUGUCAGCAUCCAUGGCAUCUAGUUUUCAUUUAGAGGGAAAGUAUGAUUCUAGCCCUUGUUAUUGUAGAAGUGAUCUUGAAAAAGUAGAGACAGAAAUUAAAAGGCCUGUAAUCAAGACACCAGAUGUGCAGUGUGAUUUUAUGCAUGUUUACUCAGAAGUAAGACCCACUGAGUUCAGUGAAGCCUACUACCUAGCAAAGGUACAUAGGAUAUUGGCCUUAAUUGUUUUGAUUCCUGAGGUUGCUAAAGUGACAUGGCUCAAUCCUUUUUAU